Molecule: messenger RNA, 1023 nt
Organism: Onthophagus taurus
Lineage: Eukaryota; Metazoa; Arthropoda; Insecta; Coleoptera; Scarabaeidae
Source: RefSeq, a predicted model, not a curated record
AUGCGGUUACUUAAAUUUAAUUAUCGAAUUGAGUAUGUUCCAGGUAAAUCAUUCCAUGUACCAGAUGCCCUAUCCAGAGCCCCACUUCAACAAGGAACAACAGACCUGGACGCUCUCUUAAUGGAUGAAAUGUAUAUCAGUUCAGUAAUAAAAGAGGUUGAUGGAUGGAUUUGUCCUGAAAGAACGAUCAGAGAAGAACAAGAUAAGGAGAUGAUAAUUAUGGAGGCCAAGGAAAACGUUAAAGCCGGAUGGAAAAGAAAAGAGAAAUCACAAUAUUAUAAGUACAGAAACGACUUAGCUAUUGAUAAAGAAAUAUUAAUCUAUAAAGACCGAUUGGUAAUACCAAAAACCCUAAGAAAGAGAUGCUUAAACCUAUUACAUGACGGACAUUUUGGGAUGGGUAAAUGCAAAGCCAGAGCGAAACAAAGUUUAUGGUGGCCUGGAAUUUAUCAACAGAUCAACGAAAUGAUUCAGAAUUGCGAAAUAUGUCUACAAACAAAACCAACAGCAACGGAACCGAUGAUAUCCACGGAGAUUCCAGGAAGACCUUGGAGUGUAGUUGGAGUAGACUUGGCCGAUUACAAAAAUCGCAUAUAUAUAGUAAUUCAGGAUUAUUAUUCAAAAUACCCUGAGGUGAGAAAACUAACAUCUACAAAGAGUAGAGACAUAAUUGAAGUAAUGAAACAUGUAUUUGUCCGACAUGGCAUACCGGACGUUGUAAGAUCCGAUAAUGGUCCACAAUUCAACUGUCUUGAAUUCAGACAAUUUGCAGAAAAGUAUGGAUUCAAGUGGACAUCAUCCAGUCCAGAAUAUCAACAGUCAAGCGGAUUGGCUGAGAGUGCUGUCAAAACGUUAAAAACAAUUUUAAAAAGGAACCCAGAAGAUCCCUAUUUAGGUUUGCUGGCGUAUCGCAACUCAACAUUGACAUGUGGCGCUUCUCCAGCACAGCUGUUAUUUGGACGAAACCUUCGCGACAGAAUACCAAUAUCGAAGAAUAUCGAACCCGAAAUUACCCAAUCAUGA